UGGCCAUGCUGAUUUUAUAUUAAUCAAAUGGUUUGACUUAUAUAAGAUCCUAUUAAGUGAUUACAAUUAAAAUAUUCAGGAUUUAGUUGAAUAAUAAACGCCUGCGUUGGAUUUUAAUAUGCCUUUCCGUUACUUCAAAUCAAGUUAUGAUUAUACGAAGAAAAGGAAGGAUUUUGGGCGGCAACCACUGUUUACGUCAGUUCCAGGACACUUACUAGACUCAAUUAACCCUGACAAAGUCCAGCAAAAGUUAUACUGCCUUCGCAAUCCCGUCCAUGUAUCCGUUCAGGCGACACUGUCUCAAUCCCAGCAUGAUUCGAACACCCCGCAAGUUCUUUUUAACGAUCAAGGCAUGAAUCACACGGAAGGUGGCUGGCCGCGUGAGGUGCAUCCAGAUCACGAGGAACUAGUAUUACGACAUUGCCGUCACGUAAAACACGAGGAAAACUAUAUCCAUGCAGUUGACUCCCUGUCUAAACAUAUGGUGCACUGCAUUAACCAAAAUAACGCCGUUAAUUUAUACGAAUCAUAUUUUUCCGAUAUGCUGGCUCAAAAACCUGUGGAGACGUAUCAUAUACGAGAGCAAAAUGUUUUCAGAGACUCCUGGAAACGUCCAGUCUCUUGCAUCUGCUGGACACACGAGCAAGAACCAAAAUUAGCUGUCGCCUACGCUUAUAAAGAAUGGGCCUCAGAUACAAAACCAGAUAUUGAAACUGUUUGCUAUAUAUGGAAUAUUACAAACCAAAGCACUCCCGAGCACGAAAUAAUACCAGAUGUGCCCUGUUGUCAAUUACUGUGUUCACCCGUUGAUCCGCAGGUAUUAGUAGGGGGGCUAAACAAUGGAACUGUGAAUGUUUUUGAUAUUCGCAGCGGCAAAAUAUCUGUUUCUAGCAGCUCCGUUUUCAAUUCUCACAUUGCUCCGGUUUCAGCCAUGCAUUACACGACUUCGAGAACAAACUCUGAAUUCUUUACUGGUUCGCCAGAUGGCUGUUGCUAUUGGUGGGAUUUGCGAGAUCUUUCAAAACCAGUAGACGAGCUGAUUGUGACUCUUAACUUGGCACCGGGGGAGCAACCCCAAUCAACCACAGCUGAAGCCAUCAGUGCUUUAGAUUUUAACGCCGGGUUCCCUACGAAGUUUCUCUGUGGAACCGACUCCGGCCUUGUCAUAACCGUGAAUCGCAUGGGUAGAUCACAUGGAGAAGUUAUGGCAGCACUUUUUAAAGCUCAUCUAGGAGCAGUUCGGACCGUCCAGCGAAGUCCUUGCACGGCGAGAAUGUUUGUCACAUGCGGGGACUACUCUGUCCAAGUGUGGAGUGAGGAAGUCCGAUCAGCUCCCAUAAUAAUAACCAAACCUUAUCGCUACCAGGUUUCCGAUGUUGCUUGGGCUCCUUUUAGAUAUUCCAGUUAUAUGUCUGUUUGCCAAGGAGGUUACAUGUAUUACUGGGACUUUCUUCGUAAAUAUAAAGAGCCCGUAGCUUCAUUGAAAUUGUCGAAAUAUGGACUUACAAAGGUAUCUCCACAUGAAGGUGGCCACCUCAUAGCAGCUGGGGACACCGAUGGUUCUACUUAUUUAACUACAAUCCCCGAAAACAUGGUUGUGCCGGGUAAAGAUGACAAACAUCUUAUGGGUUUAUUAUAUGAGAGAGAAACUAGACGUGAACAUAACUUAGAAGCUCGUCAAAGGGAAAUCAAUUUGAAAAUAAGAAUGCAAGAGCAGCAUGAACAGGCGCCAGCGUCACCGAAGCCAGAAGAUCAAGAGGAUGAAGAGGCGGAGACGGCUGCUGAAGAAGAAUACUUCAGAAUUAUUAAUGAAGAGUUAAGCAAGAUGGAAGACGCGGCUACUGGCACUUUACUGUAAUAAAUAUAUGUACCUAAUG
This is a messenger RNA of Cydia strobilella, 1877 nucleotides long. Its product is annotated as dynein intermediate chain 3, ciliary-like. Lineage: Eukaryota; Metazoa; Arthropoda; Insecta; Lepidoptera; Tortricidae. The transcript has a single exon. The record is from RefSeq and is a predicted model, not a curated record. Gene Ontology annotation, biological process: cilium movement; outer dynein arm assembly. Gene Ontology annotation, cellular component: outer dynein arm. Bases 119 to 1858 code for a protein of 579 amino acids. Gene Ontology annotation, molecular function: dynein light chain binding; dynein heavy chain binding.